Messenger RNA from Lathyrus sativus (Indian pea), 909 nucleotides. NCBI's taxonomy places the organism in Eukaryota, Viridiplantae, Streptophyta, Magnoliopsida, Fabales, Fabaceae. The record is from the annotation of a GenBank genome assembly.
AUGAGUGGCGGUUCUGCAUCUAGUAACUUAAGGUCGGCUCUCUCCCAUUGCGUACAACAAGUGCGAAGUUAUGAUUAUCAUCACUAUCUUUGCCUUCUUGAACUGCCUCCAUCUCUGCGGAAGGCGGCGUUCACGCUCCGUGCCUUGAAUGUCGAGACAGCUAGAGCUAUGGAUGUUGCUUCUGAUCCCAGGAUUGGUCUUAUGCGCCUUGUGUGGUGGCAGGAAGCCAUAGACAAAAUAUUUGCCAAUAAAUUAAUUGAACACCCAACAGCGCUGGCCAUGUCACAUGUGAUAUCAGAGACCAAAAUUAGUAAGACAUGGUUGAAACGAUCUGUUGAAGCCCGGAUCAACGAUGCAAGAAGAGAGGCUACCGACAUUCCAGAAACUAUGGAAGAGUUGGAGAAAUAUGCUGAGGACACUGUAUCUACUAUGCUGUAUUUGACACUUCAAUCCGGUGGUAUCAUAUCUACUGCAGCUGACCAUGCAGCCUCGCAUAUUGGCAAGGCUAGUGGUAUUCUUCUGCUCCUUAAAUCGCUGCCUUAUCAUGCUGGUCACAACCGACAUUUUUCUUACAUACCAAGGGCUAUAGCGUCCAAGCACGGGCUAAUAGUUAAGCAGGACGGUCAAGAGAGAUGGCUGGAUUCUCGUGAGGGUCUUUGUGAAGCAGUUUAUGAAAUGGCAUCAGUAGCCAAUGCACACUUACAAAAGGCACGGAAAUUAUCUAAGAGUGUGCCUGCCGAGGCUCUUCCGGUGCUCCUGCCGUCUGUACCCGCUCAGGUUCUCUUGGACUCCCUACGCCGGGUACAAUUUGAUGUGUUUGAUCCAAGGCUAGCGCGAGGGGUGCUGGGAAUACCACCCUUGUGGUACCAGCUUCAACUCAAGUGGACUUCGUGGAGAAGGAAAUACUAA